AUGAGCAUUCUCGAUAAGAUAGGCAGCAUGGCCUCCAUGGCAGGGCUGCCCGACCUGCCGGAUGUUCCACUGUCACUUGCGGCCCCAGCUGCUGUCGCGACGCUUGCCUACCUGAACGCGAAACUGGGGAUAUCGUACGAUCUAGGCAUCAUAUCUUCAUAUGCGAGGGCGGUCAUACGAGGAGCUCUUCGAGACAGAAGCAGGAAGUGGAAUCACUUUUACCUGCUGGAGGAGUUUGCCUUGAACCCGAAGAAGGCGCACGAGGUCUUCUUGGUAUAUCAGGGCAAGGAAUGGACGUACAGGCAGACCUACGACACGGCCCUUCGCUAUGGGAACUGGUUCAGGAACACCCAUAACGUCAAGCCGGGAGAGGUCGUCGCGAUAGAUUUUAUGAAUUCCGCAACAUUCAUAUUCAUCUGGAUGGGGCUAUGGAGCGUUGGCGCACUUCCGGCCUUUAUCAAUUAUAAUCUGACGGCCGCCCCAUUAACUCACUGCGUCAAGGUGUCUACCGCGAGACUGUUCCUGGUCGAUGAUGAGGUCAGGGCCGCCGUUCCUCCGGAGCUAGUUGAAAAACUGGGAGCUCUUGAUUUCAGAGAGAAAGGCGGUGCUGUUAAGGUUGUAUUCCAUGACGAGAGCUUGCAGGCCGAGAUACUACGACGAGAACCCUGGAGAGCUCCCGAUGCGGAUCGACAAAAUCAAGAACGAGCUGAUCCAGGUAUUCUCAUCUAUACCAGCGGUACCACAGGCCUACCCAAGGCGGCUAUCAUCUCUUGGGGCAAGCUUCUACUGGCCGGAACAUUUGUUUCCAACUGGCUUGGACUGAGGAAAACCGAUCGUGUUUACACGUGUAUGCCACUCUAUCAUUCCACGGCUGCCGUCCUUGGCUUCGUUGGCUGCUUAGCCAGCGGAACUAGUCUUGCCAUUGGCCACAAGUUCUCUGCCUCGGGUUUCUGGGAUGAUGUGCGAAACAACAACGCCACCAUCGUGCAAUAUGUUGGAGAGACCAUGCGCUACCUCCUAGCAGCUCCAGUCAAACGGGACCCUCACACGGGUGAAGAUCUUGACAAGAAGCAUAACGUGCGACUGGCAUUUGGAAAUGGGCUACGGCCGGAUGUCUGGGACCGGGUCAAGGAGCGAUAUGGAAUCGCAACCAUAGGAGAGCUUUACUCCGCGACGGAAUCAACCUCGGGAGCAUGGAACCUGUCAUCCAACAGCUUCAGCGCUGGUGCCAUUGGCCGAUCGGGCGCAAUAGCUGAUUUGAUCCUCGGCAGCUCUGCCGCUAUCGUCAAGCUGGACCAUGACACGGAGUUGCCCUGGCGUGAUCCAAAGACCGGACUGUGCAAAAGGAUGCCGAGAGGCGAGCCUGGAGAGCUCCUCUAUGCUCUAGAUGCGCAGAAUAUCAAGGAAAAGUUCCAGGGAUACUUCAACAACCCCGGCGCCAGCGAUACCAAAAUCCUGCGUGACGUUCUCAAGAAAGGCGACGCUUGGUUCCGCACCGGCGAUGUUAUUCGCUACGAUCCCGAAGGGCGAUGGUUCUUCUCUGAUCGCAUUGGCGACACGUUCAGAUGGCGUGGAGAGAACGUCUCGACUAACGAAGUUGCUGAAGUCCUGGGGUCUCACCCUGAGGUCUAUGAGACGAAUGUGUAUGGAGUCCUGCUGCCCCAUCACGACGGCCGCGCUGGCUGUGCUGCCCUGGUCAUGAAUGGAGUUGAGCCCGAUGCCGAAAAGUUAGAGCCAUCUGCAGCCUUUCUCUCGUCGCUGGGCGAGCAUGUCACCAAGAACCUGCCCAAGUACGCAACCCCAUUGUUUCUCCGUGUAACUCGCGUGCUAGAAAUUACGGGAAACAACAAGCAGCAAAAGACUGUGCUGCGCGCAGAGGGCGUGGAUCCCAAUGUUCUAGAGAGCAAUAAGAGCAGAGACCGUCUUUACUGGCUAAGAGGGAAGACGUAUGUGCCAUUCGAGAAGAAGGAUUGGGAGAAGCUGAAUGCCGGCCAGGUCAAGCUGUGA
Molecule: messenger RNA, 2007 nt
Organism: Arthroderma uncinatum
Lineage: Eukaryota; Fungi; Ascomycota; Eurotiomycetes; Onygenales; Arthrodermataceae
Product: fatty acid transporter protein
Exons: 3
Coding region: 1-2007 (668 amino acids)
Molecular function (GO): long-chain fatty acid transmembrane transporter activity; long-chain fatty acid-CoA ligase activity
Source: RefSeq, a predicted model, not a curated record